Molecule: messenger RNA, 246 nt
Organism: Nezara viridula (southern green stink bug)
Lineage: Eukaryota; Metazoa; Arthropoda; Insecta; Hemiptera; Pentatomidae
Source: the annotation of a GenBank genome assembly
AUGUCUUCAUUGAACAGUAACAACACAAUGGGUUUGAUGAGAGCUUCACUGGUAUCCAUCCUCAGUUUUGGUUUCAUGUUGAGCUUGUUCUGUGAAGAAGUUUUGGGAGAAGAAGAUUAUGAAAAUGAUGAUGAUGAUGAGCAAGAAAAACCAGAACUAUUUGCACGAGUUGGUAUGCCAAUUAAACAAUAUAUGGAUGGUCUGAUCAGAAAUAAUAUAAUGAGGAAUAUUGAAGUUCUUAAAUAA